AUGGAUUUACGAUUAAAAAGGUACGAUGUAUUUGCAUUUUCACAAAAUUAAUAAUCAUAAAAACAAUUGGAUUCAAAAAGAAGAUCAGAUGAUAGAAGUUUUUUAUAAUUAAAAUAAUAUAAGCAUGAAUUCAAAAGAACUACUUCUAACUCUAAUACCUGCUAAACGCAGAUGAAAAAAAUAAGGUUGAAACGCUAACCACAAAUCAACCAAAAUUAGAUCUUAUCAUAUUCACUCUCUAUUUAACUUAUGGAACAAUUACCCAAUAGAUCACUAGAUCCAAAGGUAGUCAAAAUGAUUCUCCCUAGCAAAUCUAAGAAUACUCAAUAUUAAAAUGAGGAGUCAACAUCAAAAAGGAAUAAUUAUGAUAACUAUUUUGCUCAUCAGAGUUAAAAUGAACAAAAAGCAUCAUUUCCUACUAUUCCAUUUUAAAAUAAAAUUCUUAAGUCAUAAUUCUAAGCCAGUUUGCAAUUCUAUAAAAAAUAACAGAGCAUCCCAAUUUAAGUUAAGUUAUCUAAUCAAGAGGAUAUCAAAAAAUAAUUUUAAUCAAUAAGAAAUAGGUAUGUUAAGAGCAGAACUGAAUUUGAAAAAUAGGAUGAUCAAAAUAAGCCAUUUCUAAAGACUGUUAAAUCUAAGUUUCAUUUGUCUCAAUAAAGAAAUUAGAAUUAGAAGAUAAUUAAUUUAAAUAAUAAUUCGAUUGAAUCUUAAACAAACUUAGAUCUUGAGUAUCUGGAAGACUUUUAGAAAUAUGAUAAAAAGAACUUUAAUAGGUUAAGAGAUGAACUUAUUUAAAACGCCUGA
Paramecium tetraurelia is the source of this 801-nucleotide messenger RNA. RefSeq lists its product as uncharacterized. Lineage: Eukaryota; Ciliophora; Oligohymenophorea; Peniculida; Parameciidae. The transcript has 3 exons. The record is from RefSeq and is a predicted model, not a curated record.